AUGAAUCCGCUGUUUUCUGGACCAAUGGGAAAGUCUAAGCAGUCUUCGUUCUAUAGCAACAUAACUCAUGACCCCAGUCAAAAACAAUCUAGUAACGCCUUCAGUGAAAGGAGAGACGGUGCACCUGCACCGCACAAAAAGCCAAGAAUAUCUGACCAAGCAAAUGAAUUGGACCCUUUCGAUGAUUUUCCUGAGUUUACCACAGAUGAACUGGAACAAGUCGAAGCUAUAGAAUUAAUGGCAUCUCAAAAAGUACAGAACAGUAAGACUCAAGAAUUGAGUGUACAUGUAUCUGAUAAUAAAAGCAAGUUUGCUUUUAAACCAGUAAAUACUACUAUACAAGAUGCUAGUUCAUUAAAUGUUGGGAUGUCUAAUCCGAAGCAGCAUGCCCGACAAAGUAAUCUGAAUUUUGUCUCUCAUGGAAAAAUCCAUCAACAGACUGCUUCUGCUACUGUGACUGCUUCCAUUUCAAAACCCAACAUUGACAUAGAUAGUACUGUUAAAAAUAAUGUUCAGUCCAAUAUUUCAAAGUACCCAGUAGUGCGUUCAAGUAGUUUCAAUUGUACAGCAGCAUCCAUGCGAAGUAGCUCUGCAACUACCUCUGCAAAGCAACAAAUGUCAGAGUCUAGAAAUGCAGUUGGUCAUCAAACUGGUCAGUUUUCUAAACUUGGUGGGACUGCAGCGAGUGCAUUGACACCUGGCAGUGGAUUUCUUGCUAAAGACUCACAUUCCUUGCAAGUUACUCAGGAGGGAAAAGCAUCACCAUCAUUGCUACAAGAGCUAAAUGCAUACAAGUCUGAGUGUGAGAAAUACAAAAAACAGUUAUCUAGUUUACAGGAAGAAAGAUACAGGAAAGAUGGGGAAAUCAGAUUACUAAGGGAAAAUUUAACUACAAGCAAUGAUGAACUUCACAAAGCACAGAUGGAGAAGAUACACCAGAAUGAAGAACUCAAAAAAGAACAGAAGAAAAAAGAAAAAGAGUUGGAUCGACAGAUUGAAAACAUGAAAACACAACUGCAGUUUAAAGAAAUGGAGAUUGUUGAAAUCCAAGAUAAGUAUAAAAGUUUGGAAAAUAAACACAGAGCUUUGACUGAAAGUUCAAACAGUAUCACACCGAAAAAUACACCACAGAUUUCUCAGGGUCCGUACCACCUCAGAACUGAACAGCUCAAAGAGGGCUCACCUGCCAAGAACAAAGGGGACCAUUUUCCUACCAGGAAGUCAUUUCAUGCGCAUACUCUUCCAGUAACACCACCACCAAAAUCUCCUCGAUUUAAACCAAGAACCUCAGCUGCUGCUUCUCCCAGCCAUGUGUCCAGUCCCAGUAGAAGGGGCAGUGGUGACUUCCAUGCUCAAAACAGACAUACCAAACUGAAGCAGGGUAGAAAAAUUAAUGUGAAUGCUUCUAGAGCAUCUUGCAGUUCUUCCCAACUUGUGAGUAAGUUAUUGACAUUAAGGAAUGAUACAACUUACAGCAUUGAAACUGGAAAUUCCCAAGGUUUGAUUACCCUGUUACAGCUACCAGUAAUUAUGGACCAUCAUGCAUCUGCUGAAAUGGAUGCUGAGAUAUCACCCUUGACAGCUGCCAGAAGUCCUAAAAGCCAGUCACCAGGGAGAUGGUCACCCAUCAGAUUAACCAGUGUUGAAAACCACAGCAAAGCAUUACAAACAAUGUCAUUGCUUUUGAGUCGAAGGUCAUCAGAUACACCACCAAAACAGCUUGCGUCAUGUAGUAAUACCAGUGCCUUAGGACUUCUACCAGUUAUACAAGAUCAUCUUAUCAAGUACAUUGACAUACUACAUAGUGUAGCUGAACCAACAGCAACCACAAACUCUGCAUAUUCCAGCGUGAACUCUACUGACAGUCUAAGACUCGCUGAAUCUGAAAACUGGGCAUUUAUUCAGACAGAGAAAGCUACACUGAACUCACUUAGAAUCUUACAUGUAAUGAUAUGCAAUAGUUGUUGCAUACGUACUUCCUUGCUGAAAGGUAGCUCUGAUACGAUUUGUGAGACACAUAGUAGUGGACAUACCCAAAGAACUGGUUCAUGUAAUGACACAAGUGUUAUGGAGAUUGAUCCAUCGGCACCUCUCAUACCAGACACUCAAGUAGCUACCCAGUCAAAGUCAGAAUAUCCUACUCACAAGGCAGAGGUACUCCCUACAUGGUCAGAUUGCCAGCUGAAACAGAUACCGACUAAUAGUAUUUUAAUUAAAGUUUUAAGAAUAGCAUCAAUACAUAAUAUGUAUGGACAGAGUGGUACCAUGAUAGAAGCCACAUUAUCUGUACUAUUAUCACUAGCUGAAAACAGUCAAUAUAUCCUACUAGAUAGGUUACUACCACUUUUAACUGAUGGAACGCUUCAAAACUGUUUGUCUUCUGAUAGUAGUUAUACUAUUGUAUUAACUGGACUCAAGUUGUUGAAUGUCAUCGUAUCAAACAGAACAGUUGUAUUCUCACUCUGCAAUCAGUCUGAUUCCUGUACUCUGUUACGGUUAUAUCAGCUGUGUGUUAAUGGAGUUGAUGGUGCCACAGAAGAACAGUGGAUAGCAGUAGAGAAAAAGAUACUGCAGUUUUUCUGUACAGUGUUUUCAUGUCACCAUGGAGCUGUAUCACUAUUGGUGGAGAGUGACUGUGACUGUAGUAUUGAGCUUGUCAAAUCUAUCAUAUGUAUGAUGUAUAAAGAGUAUGCAGCGUACAGUCGUAGAACUCACAAAUCUGAUAAAGAAACAAACAAUGAUAGGUAG
Messenger RNA from Saccoglossus kowalevskii, 2748 nucleotides. RefSeq names its product ATR-interacting protein-like. Lineage: Eukaryota; Metazoa; Hemichordata; Enteropneusta; Harrimaniidae. The record is from RefSeq and is a predicted model, not a curated record. Gene Ontology annotation, biological process: DNA repair; DNA damage checkpoint signaling.